This is a messenger RNA of Aspergillus niger, 528 nucleotides long. RefSeq lists its product as hypothetical. The transcript is spliced from 3 exons. NCBI's taxonomy places the organism in Eukaryota, Fungi, Ascomycota, Eurotiomycetes, Eurotiales, Aspergillaceae. Bases 1 to 528 code for a protein of 175 amino acids. The record is from RefSeq and is a predicted model, not a curated record.
AUGUGCACGCGCAUUGAUGGUGCGCUAGGGCAUCAGACCAUCGCCAUCCCAUUACCACCUGACCGGGGGGGAGGGGGGGACAUGGUACUUGGUGGUUGUAUCAGUAUGAUUGAGAGCCAAGCUGAUGUGUCACAUUGGGAGAGAUAUUCCCUGGGGUGCAGAUGUGAUGGGGACGCGUUGGUCUAUGCAUCACAUGUGGAUGUGAGGCGUCGGGGACGGGAAGAACAAGACCAGACCCGACACUGGGACCAUCUCCCUGCAUAUGGAUCUGAAGAAAAGCGCUGCCGGUCGAUACAUAUGACGUAUGUCACUGAAGGGGUCAGGAGCCGAUCUCUCAUGGAUCUAUCUAGGCAACGAAGUAGUAUUGAAGUACCGAUGAAGGCCAUUGGAGGUCUGUCAGCUUCAAGGCAUCCGGUCUGCGUUGCUUCGCAUGGUGUUGGCGAGGUGAUUGGUGGUGUUGAGUCAGACCCGCGAGUCAAAACACGCAAGCUGUCACAUUUGGCGAUGGUGGGUAUGGAUCUCCUCUAA